GUGCAAGGUUUUGUGGAUUUAAAUAAUACUGAUAAUAUAAUUGGUAAUAAUUGUAAAGUUAUUGACAUUAAUUGAUUCUUACUCGCCUUAUUCAUCUGUUAUAUAUUGAUACUUUAAUAUCUAGCAUUUUUUAAUUAUAUGCCAUCCGAUAACCAACUUCUCCGGGUGGCUUAUACUAAAACAGCGAAGUACGAUAACAUACAAUCCUAGCAGUUAUUUUAAAAAAGCAGUAUGUGGUCAAUAUGAACCCUUUCAGUUUUAUCCUAAUUGAUGUUGUUGACGUGUCGUUAGAUUCACUACUGUAAUGUAAACUUAAUAAGAUCUUAGUAUUAUCCACAACAUGCUUAUAUAUUGUUAGUACAUUGUGUUUAUACUCCUAACAAUAAGCAUAUUCCAGUGUUAGCGUUCUUUUCUAGCAAAUAAUGAAGAAAGUAUUAUGUUACGUGCGCUAUUGUUGUUGCUGUUGUGUUUCUAGCCUACCCCUUGCCAGGCAGUCCCAGGGUGGGAUUGCAGCAUCCCACGAUAACAUGAUACAGUAAAACAGCUCUAUCAUCCAUAACCCCGCCAAAAUAAUUCCACACAGUGCAUUACUCGAAAGACCAGGAUAUAGAGGUGUGUCGCAACGGAUGGAAACUGUAAAGGCAUGGUGCCUGUUGUACCUCUGUGGAGGAAUUUUCUGUUCUUGGGGGCAUCGCUGAGAGGGCACUCUCGUGAGCUGUAAGAAGUUCUUCAGGUGGCUUACAAAAUAAUGGUUUUGUUAGCAUUAUUGUUCUUGCAGUUUAUUAUUAUCUUUGCAUCAGUUUCACUGUGUACACGCAAAUUUACAAAGUCUUAAGUGUAAAGAGAGAGGGCAGGAGGACUGUGUCUCAAGAAGUUUAUUAUUAAAAUCUAUACCCUAUCUUUCAAUUAAAUGAACAAGGCAGAGUAUGAAUCUAUGCAAACAAUAAAUAGAUUUGGGGGCUGAAAUCACCCCCUUCUCAUUUUACUUACGACACUUCAGCUAGUGUGGUGAAGUUGUGGGGGGAAGAGAAAAGCAAUUAAAUCACUGUGUGACAAAAAUAUUUUAUUUGCUUUCUACUACAGCAGGGGUAGGCAACCUAAGGCCCGUGGGCCGGAUGCGGCCCAAUAGCCUUCUCAAUCCGGCCUGUGGACGGUCUGGGAAUCAGCAUGUUUUUACAUGAGUAGAAUGUGUCCUUUUAUUUAAAAUGCAUCUCUGGGUUAUUUGUGGGGCCUGCCUGGUGUUUUUACAUGAGUAGAAUGUGUGCUUUUAUUUAAAAUGCAGCUCUCGGUUAUUUGUGGGGCAUAGGAAUUAGUUCAUAUUUUUUUUCCACAAUAUAGUCCGGCCCACCACAUGGUCUGAAGGACAGUGGACUGGCCCACGGCUGAAAAAGCAUUAGCCACCAUGGUGAAACUUUUUAUUGGCAAUCUUCCUCGGGAGGCCACGGAGCAGGAGAUCCGCUCCCUUUUUGAGCAGUACGGACGGGUUCUGGAAUGUGACAUCAUAAAGAACUACGGCUUUGUGCACAUUGAGGACAAGACGGCAGCCGAGGAUGCCAUCCGCAACCUGCACCAUUACAAGCUGCACGGGGUGUGCAUCAACGUGGAGGCCAGUAAGAACAAGAGCAAGGCUUCCACCAAACUGCAUGUAGGCAACAUCAGCACCGGAUGCACCAACCUGGAGCUGCGAACCAAGUUUGAGGAGUAUGGGCCGGUGCUUGAAUGCGACAUUGUUAAGGAUUAUGCGUUUGUGCACAUGGAGAGAGCAGAGGAUGCCGUGGAGGCCAUCAGGGGCCUUGACAACACAGAAUUCCAAGGCAAACGAAUGCGCGUGCAGUUGUCCACCAGCCGUCUCAGGACCGCACCCGGGAUGGGAGACAAGAGUGGCUGCUACCGGUGUGGGAAGGAGGGUCACUGGUCUAAAGAGUGCCCGGUAGAUCGCACGGGGCAAGUGCCCGAGUUGGCCGAAACUUAUAGCGAGCAAUACGGAAUGGUGCGCACCCCCUACCCUACGGGCUAUGGGGACCCCGUGUAUUAUGAUGACCCUUAUGGAAUGGUGGACUACUAUAAACGGUAUCGCGCGAGGUCCGCCGCGGCGUAUGGGGCUUCUGCAUACGACACUUAUGCGGAGCAGACCAUGGCCCAGUAUUCCCAGUACGCCCAGUACUCACAAGCCACAGCCAUGGCCAAUCGCCUCUCCACUGCCUUAGAGCCCUACGAGAGGGCCUUGCUGCCUGCCUCGGGAACUGCAGCAGCAGUAGCUGCUGCGGCGGCGGCCGCGACUUCCUCAUUUUACACCCGGGAUAGAAGCCCCCUGCGUCGCUCGGCAGCUGCGGCUUCCACCGUCGGAGACGUGUACGGAUACGAGCGUGUUCAGCUUUCUCCCGUUCCGCGAUCAUCCCUCUACGAUGUCCAGCGGUUCGGGCGGGAUGCAGGCGCGGACAGGUUGCGAUACUCCGCGUAUUGAGUCUGGAGGUGAGAGCGUUUUUUUCCUGAGUCGCUUGGAGGAGGGGGAUGGCACAUUAGCAUGGCUGGUGAGACUUGGGGAAAUGGUCCGCUGUGUCUUGAGGGAUACCUUCUGGUAUCUGCUGUGCUCUGGAUUGCAAAGCUGCUGGCAGCAGCAUAGGCCUAGCACUUAGGAUAUCUGAGGCAACCUGGAGCAAGCGAUGCAGCUGGGUGUGGGAGGUGUAGUUUGGACCAGUGUCGCCAGCCCGGCAAUAGAGGGAGGAGAGGUGAGGUGUCCUUGAGGGUUUUGCUGCAUAGCUGGGCUGUGGGUAUUUCCCCGUGGGAAGAAUAGGCUCCACUCUCCUGCUCUUAAAAUCUGGCCCAGUCUGUCAAUUUCUUGCUCUCCAGCCCAAGUGCUUCUGUUGCUUUCCCUGCUGUUGCCAUUGACCUUGCACCUUUGCCAUCUGCCCACAAGGCUGCCAACAUCCCCCUUGCAUAUGUAGCUUGAUAUGCAUUAUAGAGGCUGGGGCUGAGGUGUAGCAGUCACUCUGGCUUGCAGGAGAUGCAGUGGCCUUUGGACAACACUGCUCUGAAAUAAGCAGCAAGGCUUCAAGCAUCCAGAAGAUUCCCCAGCUUCAUCGCUGAGCUGUGUGCUGGGAGGGUCAUUCACAGAGGGCCUGUGAAUUUUCAAAGUUGACAACUUGUCAAACGUGCAGUUUCAACAUCUCCUUACACAAGAAUAGCCAUGCUGAUUCAGACCAAGACCUGCCUAGACCAGCCUUCUCCUUACAGCAGUGGAUAAUUAGGUACGUCCCAAGCUGGGCAUGAAGUUGAGCUUUCCUUGUCUACACCAUUCAGAGUUGUCCUGCUCAAUUCAUGGAGGUGGCCAUUGAGAAGAUAUCCUCCUUUAUGAAUUUGUCUGAUUCUUUUAAAAAGCCACAUAAGCCAGUAGCCAUCUCCCCAUCUUCUGAUAGUAAAUUUAUUCAGUUAAUCAUGUAUUAUAUGAGGGAAUACUCCGAUUUUCUCUAUCCUAAACCCAUUGCAAAUUAUUUUUGGCAGGUAACACAGAGUCCUAGUUGUAUGAGAGAGGGUAAAUAAUUUUCUUUCCACUUUUCCCCAUAUGGUUCAUUAUUUUAUAAACUUCUCUCUCUCUCUGUCCAUCCAUCCCAUUUGUCUUCUUUCUUAAACGAAAACUAAAAGCCUUAUAUUAUAAUGAAAGCACUCCACCCCCUUGAUAUCUUAAUUGCUUCCUUUCUGUAUUUCUUCCAGCUGUGUGAUACCCUUUGAGGGAUAGGACAAUAUGCAGCAUUAUAAAAUGUCACCAUACCACAGAUGCAUAUUAUUACACUUGUAAUUCUGUUUGCAAUCUCACCCUAAUAAUUCCACACAUUGAGGGUUUUUUCUUCCUUCCCUUUUUCUAACUGCAACAUUUUAAUUAAGCUCACAUACACACGCAAAUACACAGCAGCUCCCUUUUCGGGUAGUCGGCAUGCAUUCAUCUGAAAGUUAGAUUGAACUGUAAUAACAGCAAAUGCCACCAUUUGCUGUUUGUAGGUUAUGUAUGACCCCAGUGCAUAGUAGGAUAGCCUGAGGCUUAUCGGCAAUCUGUCAGAAUGGAUGGGCAAUUCACAUGCAAGCCAGGAUUUACUACCAGUACUGUUGACAUAGGCUGUAGAUCACUGGUAGAACUUGUGCUUUGAAUGCAGAAGGUCCCAGGCGCAGUCUCCCCCCAGAGGAUUAAGUAACAGGUAUUGGAGAAACCCAUUUUCUCAGUGUAACUCUGGAAAGCUGCUGCCAGUCGGAGUAGACAACAUAAAACUAGAUGGAGAAGUAAUCUGAAUUGGUGUAAGGCAGCUUGUUCAGUGAAGAGACCACAGCUCACUGGUAGAGCUCUGCAUACAGAAGGUCUCGGGUUCAGUACCUUUCAUCUCCUGUUAAAAGGAACCCUGGUUGUGAAAAAAGGACCUAUGCCUGGGAGAUUGGGAGGCACUGCCAGUCACUGGUCUAAGCUGAGAGAAGGCAGUCUUAGUCCUGCUUCAGGGAUGGACUGCAAAUGCCAACAAAUGAAGCACUGCCCCAAAAGUGCAUUGGUUGCCCCAAUGUGCAUUUUAACUACAGUAGUUGCUUACAUUUCAGGAAAUCGGUAACUAAAAUGAGCAAACUGAGAAUUUCCUAUAAAUAGUUCUUUUGCUUUUCAAAACAAAUAUUUCACAUUAAUUGGGGUUGCGGGAACCAAUGUUCCCUUAAACUGCUCGUCCUGUAUUAUGUCUCCCAGCCAAAGUGGGAUGCUUUGUAAACCGCUGAGGAAUAUGCUGAUAAUUAUCUUUCCAGAGCUAUUUGUGGAAUAGUUACAAUUCUGAGUUCUCUUUCUCUUUCUAUCCCUGAUGCCUGUUCCUUCCACCAGCCUCAUUCACAUACAGCUUUCUUGACAUUCAGAAGUUUGGGUAGGUACUCAUGCACCAUCCUUAGAAGUGAAGAUCUUUGUGUUGGAAUCCUGUGCAACGUGGUCCUGGGUUCACUCUAGGCAGAGAUCCACCUUUGAGCCUUCAAAUGAAUUGUGUCUUUUAUUUUUCAGGUAGGCUAUUUGAGGGCUGGACGUCGGGUUCCUGUGGUACAUCCGCGACAAAACUGUGCCAGGCUUCACGAUGUGUCAAUUUGUGUUUAGCAUGGUCUCACUAAUGGACAUCUUGUGUCUCUUCAAAGUUUAGUGACAACUAACUUCCCAUUUAAAAACAAAAAUAGAACACCUUUCCGAAUGAUUUUUGCGGGGGUGGGGUGGGGGAGGGAGGUGUUGCGGGGAGUUUGGCAGUUACCGAUAUUGCACCCUCCUGCCUAGACCUGGAUUUUAAGUUUAGGGUGGUCCUGGGUGGAACAGGAGGCAAGUUCUUUUCCUUCUGGGGCCUACUUUAAUCCACAGCCUUCCCUCCCAGCUCAGUUUCUGUCUCCCUAUUUGUGGCUUCAUUUUGCAAGUGAAUAAUCAGUACUCCCCCCCCCUCCUUUUUUCUUUUUUUCCUUUUUUUCCUUUUUUUUUGGUAUUUUCCUGAGUUUAUUCCCUCCUGUGGAGUCCUUCUUAUACUGAUAAUUAACCUGUGACUCUUGUUCUCUGAAGUUUGACAAAAAUUUCUUCAGUAAAAUAAAACAUUUGUAACAGA
Molecule: messenger RNA, 5594 nt
Organism: Zootoca vivipara (common lizard)
Lineage: Eukaryota; Metazoa; Chordata; Lepidosauria; Squamata; Lacertidae
Source: RefSeq, a predicted model, not a curated record